Erigeron canadensis is the source of this 1901-nucleotide messenger RNA. RefSeq names its product pentatricopeptide repeat-containing protein At4g21065-like. Gene Ontology annotation, molecular function: protein binding; RNA binding. The transcript has 2 exons. Lineage: Eukaryota; Viridiplantae; Streptophyta; Magnoliopsida; Asterales; Asteraceae. Gene Ontology annotation, biological process: RNA modification. Bases 14 to 1426 code for a protein of 470 amino acids. The record is from RefSeq and is a predicted model, not a curated record.
ACUCCCGCCAUAAAUGUAUGAUUCUUCAACCACCAAUUUUCAAAACAAGCGCAUUCAACUAUUCAACCAUGACAUGAAUUUCCACACUCUCCAAAACCUCUUGAAACAAUCAAAAACCCUAAUCCAGCUUCACCAAAUCCAUUCUUUACUCAUCAAAACCGCCCUUCAUUUCGACGAAUUCAUCCUAUCAAAUUUCAUUCUCACUUCUUCCCCAAUUUCUGUCGAAUACGCCACCCUUUUCUUUCACAACUCACCAGUAACCCCGUCUUUAUUCGCUUGGAACACCCUCAUCAAACAAUACUCUAAAAGUCAAACACCAUUUGAAUCAGUCAGACUUUAUUGCCAGCUUCAAACAAGUACUGACCUUAAAGCUGAUAAAUUUACAUACCCUUUUGUUAUUAAGGCGUGUGGACGAUGCGCCUUGUUGGCAGCUGGUGGGUCGGUCCAUUCGUUGGUUUUGAAGACGGGUUUUGAUUCUAAUUCGGUUGUGAAUAAUACCCUUGUAAGGAUGUAUGCAGGUUGUGGAAAUGUUGGUCUUGCCGGUCAAGUGUUUGAUGAAAUGUCUGAUAGAGAUGUUGUUUCUUGGAGUUCUAUGAUUGCUGCCUGUCUUACUUGCAACUAUCCGUCGAAGGCGUUAUCGGUGUUCCUGGAUAUGAAACAAGCAAAAGUGAAGCCGAAUUCUGUAACUUUGGUUAGCUUGCUUUCUGUUUGUACUCGUUUGAUCAAUAUCAGAAUGGGCGAAUCAAUUCAUUUGUAUAUACUUACAAACAAUAUUGAAUUGGAUGUUUCUCUAGCUACCGCACUAGUUGAGAUGUAUGCAAUAUGUGGGUACAUAGAGAAAGCUAUGGUGAUCUUUAAUUCAAUGGAUGAAAGAAAUUUGCAGUCUUGGACUAUCAUGAUAUCCGGGCUUGCCGAAAAUGGGCAUGGUGAAGAAGCAAUUUCCUUAUUUAACGAUAUGGUAGAUCUUGGUUUGAUACCAGAUACCAUUUCGUUUUCUGGGCUUCUUUCUGCUUGUAGUCAUUUGGGUCUGGUCGAAAAGGGUCAAAAGUAUUUUGAUCAAAUGGUCAAGUUUUACAAGAUCCAGCCGACCAUGGAACAUUAUGGAUGCAUGGUGGACAUGUAUGGACGAGCUGGGAUGAUUGAGGAAGCAUAUGAUGUUAUAAGAAACAUGCCAAUGGAACCAAACUCUGUUAUGUUAAGGAGCUUUAUUAGUGCAUAUAAGAACCAUGGGAAUAGGAUUAGUUUUGAUGACAAUCUGGUGAAGCUUCUGUUAAAGAUCGAGCCAGACCUUGGAGCUAACUAUGUCCUAUCUGCUAACAUGUCUUCUCUUUCUGGUUAUUGGAAUGAGGUGGAUGACAUGAGAGUUUCCAUGAAAGGUAAAGGGCUGAAGAAAGUUCCAGGGUGCAGUUGGGUGGAAAUGAAAUGAGUCAUAAGUGUAGAUAACAGUAUCAAAUCUAUGGUGUCUAUACUCAACACAAAUGGGCUAACCAAAUUCACUACACCUCUGAGCAUAUAGAAUUAUAGAUCCACCCGAUCAUUGAACACUCAAAUGGAUCUCAGUUUCCUUUUGGGCAUAAGCUCAUGAGAACCUUAAAAAACACUUCUUUUUUUAGAAAUCUGCCCGAGAAUUUUGAGUGCAUGUAACUUAUCAUGGAAGAUUAAGUCAGUUUUAUUUAUUGAUUUUCAUACUUAGUACCUGUUAACAUGAGAGCCCAGAAUGAAUCCGAGGAGAAAGCAUUUUGAUCCUAUGAGAAUUUACUUUGUGGGAACCUGUAUUCUGAAAAUAUGAUAACAAGAACCAGUGUAGUGCAUACUGCACCAAGAGUUUUAAAUUUAUAAAAAUAUUUCUGUUUCUAAGAACAUUGUAGAGAUAUUAUCUUGUUAUAUAUCAGCUCAUAUGA